GUGCCACAAGCUUUGAAUUUUGAAGGGUCGACUCGAAGAAGACAAACCAACAACGCCAACAUGAGCUACGGUGGUUAUGGCUCCUCGAGCUAUGGCAGCUCUUCGUCAAGCAGCUUUGGCGGUUCUUCGGGUGGCAGCUAUGGCAAUGAUGACUUUGGUGGCCCAAGCGGUGCUAGCCAAGGUUUGACCCCCCAGCAGCGCUCCCAGGUCAUGCAGCAGGUGUCCCAGCAGGUGCAAAUGUCUCAGUUCUCCGAAAUCCUGCAGAAAAUGUCUCACACUUGCUUUGAGAAGUGCGUGCCCAAGCCAGGCACUUCCCUCAGCAGCUCGGAAUCGGGAUGCAUCACCAAGUGUGCCGACCGAUUCUUGGAGUCGCUCAACGUGGUGUCGCAAACCUAUGUCCAGCGCCUUCAGUCUGCCUUUGUCCAUGACAUGAAGACACCACACCAUUCAAACCAGUACAAGCGGUAUUUGUUAUUCCUCAGACCUGCUCCCCCUUUUUGGAACUCGCACACACACACUUCAUCAUCAUUAUCAUCAGCAGCAUCACACAGCAUGGUCCUCGGCACUCCAUGUGAGACAACAAGACAGAAAUACAGAGAGCAGGACUUUGAAGAGAGAGGAGAGAGGAGAGAGGAGAGAGGAGAGGAGAGAGACAGGAGAGAGGAGAGGAGAGAGUGGAGAGAGUGGAGAGAGUGGAGAGGAGAGGAGAGAGUGGAGAGAGUGGAGAGAGGAGGAGAGAUACAGAGAAAGAAGUCCGAUCGAGAGAGACAAACACUCAAAAACAGAGAGAGAGAGAGAGAAUUCAAGAGAGAGUGCGAGAGAGAGAGAGAGAGAGAGAGAGAGUUCGAGAGAGAGAGACUGGACCGCACACCAGUCUUUGGCUUGGACGAUGCCCCACUGCCUAAUGCUUCGCGAACUCGUGUCGAUGCCUUGAUGGAACAAUUCAAUGGUCACUUUGGUGCCAAUCCGCAGUUUAUCACCCGAGCCCCGGGGCGCGUCAAUCUGAUUGGUGAACACAUUGACUACAGUGGCUAUGCCGUUCUUCCGAUGGCCAUUGAACAAGACUUUUUGAUUGCUGCCACUGUCAACGAUAGCAAUACACUGCGCAUUGUCAAUGUUAAUGACAACUAUGAAGCACGUGAAAUGGAAGCCUGGCCCGUGACCAUUGAUGAUUCAAAGCACGACUGGAUCAAUUACUUUCUAGCCGGAUAUCGCGGUUUGCUGGAGCACGCCAAGGCCAAGCCCACAGGCCUCGAUGUCAUGGUCGACGGCUCGGUGCCCCCGGGCUCGGGGCUCAGCAGCAGCAGCGCCUUUGUUGUGGCUGCUGCAUUGACUGCGGCCCGUGCCGUGGGCGUGGCGUAUGACCUAUCGGAUAUGGCGUCAAUCUGCGCCAAGGCCGAACACUACGUGGGCACCGAGGGUGGCGGUAUGGAUCAAAGCAUCUCGCUCAUGGCUGAAAAGGGAACUGCCAAGCUCAUCGAGUUUGAUCCCAUCCAAGCCAGCGACGCCCCUUUACCCAAGGGCGGGGUCUUUGUCAUCAGCAAUAGCUGUGUGGAAGCCAACAAAUACGUCUCUGCCGGCUCUUGCUACAACAAGCGGGUGGUGGAGUGCCGCGCCGCUGCCAUGGUCUUGGCCAAGCUCAAGUCUCUUGAGAAACCUACAAGCUUUCGUAAACUUGGUCAAGUUCAACGAGCGUUGAGCAUGACUAUGGACGACGCAGCAGAGGCUGCUCUUGCCUUGCUUCACGCAACCCCUUACAAGCAAGAAGAAUUGGCCAACAUCUUGGACAUUGAUAUCCCCACCUUGCACAAGGUGGUGUUGAGUCCAAGCACGAUUGAUCAGGCAGACUUUCUACUCCAGCAACGCGCCGUGCACGUAUUUACCGAAGCGGCCCGAGUUUGGAGUUUUCGUGGCAAGACUACUCUCGAGGUUGGUCUUAAAAUUCCAGAGCGAUUGAAGGAAGCGGUGGUGUGUGUGUGUGUGUGUGUGUGUGUGUGUGUGUGUGUGUGUGUGUGUGUGUGUGUGUGUGUGUGUGUGUGUGUGUGUGUGUGUGUGUGUGUGUGUGUGUGUGUGUGUGUGUGUGUGUGUGUGUGUGUGUGUGUGUGUGUGUGUGUGUCUAAUGAGAUCGCCUUUGAUCUUGGGCGACUGAUGAACGAGAGCCAUGAUAGCUGCCAGCGACUGUACGAGUGCAGCUGUCCAGAGCUCGACGAAUUGACAACACUUUGCCGGAGCGCGGGAGCCUAUGGAUCGCGUCUGACAGGGGCUGGCUGGGGUGGCUGCGCCGUCUCACUGGUUCCCUCUCAUCGUCUUAGCGAGUUUUUGUUGGAAGUGGAUAGCCAAUACUAUGCCAAACGCAAUCUGGGUUCGCGCGUCAAGGGCGCACUCUUUGCAACAGAGCCCGCACAAGGGGCCUUUUAUGUUCGGCUGUAGUCUUGUGUGUCCGAGUCUUUGUUCAAAAUCUUUUAUGCGCGUUGAGUGGUCGAGUGUUUGGCUGGAACGAUGUGAUGGUUUGGUGCUGAUGUCCGAAUGUUUCCACGGGCUUUGCCGUGCCUCUGCUGUAAUUUGCAAUAACACCCACCCACCGCUUUGAGUGACUGGUUUUUCUUUUUCGUUUCUUUUCGUUUCUUUUCUUUUUCUUUUGGUUAUCGUGAUGUGUCUUCAUCAUCAUUCAUUUAGAAGAUUCACAAUCAAAUUUAGUUGAUUGAGGUG
This is a messenger RNA of Monosiga brevicollis MX1, 2709 nucleotides long. RefSeq lists its product as uncharacterized. Gene Ontology annotation, molecular function: galactokinase activity; ATP binding. The transcript is spliced from 20 exons. Lineage: Eukaryota; Choanoflagellata; Craspedida; Salpingoecidae. Bases 61 to 2430 code for a protein of 789 amino acids. The record is from RefSeq and is a predicted model, not a curated record. Gene Ontology annotation, biological process: carbohydrate phosphorylation; galactose metabolic process. Gene Ontology annotation, cellular component: cytosol.